Zymoseptoria tritici IPO323 is the source of this 1536-nucleotide messenger RNA. RefSeq lists its product as uncharacterized. Lineage: Eukaryota; Fungi; Ascomycota; Dothideomycetes; Mycosphaerellales; Mycosphaerellaceae. Gene Ontology annotation, molecular function: ubiquitin binding. Gene Ontology annotation, cellular component: endoplasmic reticulum. The record is from RefSeq and is a predicted model, not a curated record. The transcript has a single exon. The annotation marks the transcript as partial.
AUGGCUGCGGUCCCUAUGGACAUCUCUGCGCUCACCGAGGAGCAGCAGAUCGCCUUGCAACAGUUUACAUCGGUGACAGACCAGAACCUCGAAUCGGCCAUUCCACUCCUCCAGCGCUGUCAGUGGAAUGCACAGAUUGCCAUCACCCGCUUCUUCGACGGCGACUCCGAAACCAUCGACCCGGUCGCAGAAGCCGCGCGCGCAGCUCCACCGCCUCCACGGAAUGUACGAAGAACGGAGGCUCUUAUCGAUGGCAUACCAACAAGGUCCGGAGCUCGAAGAGCAGGACUCGAACCUGCUCCGAGAGUCGUGCCCACGCCAGAGAAUCAGAUGACACAGUCGAUGCCUUUCCCAUUCUCAGUACUUUUCCUCCCUGUCAACAUCAGCUAUAUCAUCUUCUCGAAGCUAUUUGGAGCUGUUGGCUACGUCUUUCCCAUAAUACCACGGCUGCUUGCGCGAUUCUGGUCUGGACGAGCUUCACAACCGUCUCGCGACAGUAGACGAAGGCCUCUGGCUCCGAGGGACACGGCGGCCCGUUUCAUUCGCGAGUUCGAGGAGCAAUAUGGCGUGACAAAUGGAACACUACCAUUCUUCGAGGGCGGCUACGCCCAAGCAUUCGAUGUCGCUAAGCGCGACUUGAAGUGGCUGGUUGUGAUCCUCCUCUCGCCUGAACACGACGAUACAGCAGGUUUCUGCAGAGAGACUCUUCUUUCGCCAGAGUUCACCACUUUCGUCAAGAGCGACAGCAAUAGUAUCCUGCUGUGGGCGGGCACAGUGCAAGACGCGGAAGCAUACCAAGUCAGCACAGCACUGAACGUUACACGCUUCCCAUACGUUGCUCUGAUCGUCCACACACCAUCAGUAUCCUCAACAGCCAUGUCGAAGGUGGAGACAUCGACCGGACCCAUCACGCCGCAGGAUCUCAUAUCCAAGCUACAAGCUGCGAUGCAGAAGCAGAGUCAGGAGCUGGACAGAGUGCGAAGGCAACGACAAGAGCAAGAAGCUACACGGAACUUGCGGCAGGAGCAAGAAAGUGCAUACGAGCGGUCACUCGCUCAGGACAGAGAAAAGGCCCGACGGAGAAAGGAGGAAGAGGCAGCCAAGGAGAAAUCGGAGAGGGCGGAACGUGAGAGAUCAGAGCGUAAGGCGAACGACGCGCGACAACUUGCUCAAUGGCGAAGAUGGAGGGCACAGAGCAUACCACCGGAACCAGGUGCGGACGCAAAGGAUGCUGUGCGGAUGAGUCUGCGAAUGCCAUCUGGCGAACGAGUGAUACGGAAGUUCCGAGCGGACGCAGACUUGGAGGAAUUGUAUGCCUUUGUGGAGUGCUACGAUGUUCUGGAGGAGACACAUGAGAAGGAGGUGUCGGAGCCGGUCAACUACGAUCAUGCCUACAAGUUCCGGCUGGUGUCGCCCAUGCCACGAGAGGUGUACGAUCUGGACAAGCAAGGUAGCAUUCGGAACAGAAUUGGCAGGAGUGGUAAUUUGAUAGUGGAGAAGAUUGUAAGGGACGAUGAUUCGGAAGAGGAGGAGGAA